AUGGAAAUUAGUUGGAGAAUACCAUCAUCACAACGUACAUCUAAAGCUCAAGUUUGGGUUAGGUUACCUGGUUUAGGGUUGGAAUUUCGGAAGGAGGAAAUUCUCUUCAAAAUAUGUAAGGAAAUCGGAACUCCUAUUAAGAUUGAUGUUGCUACUGCAAAUUGUGAAGUUGGUUAUUAUGUUAAUGUUCUAGUUGAGAUAGAUUUUGCUCAUUCUAUUCCUAACAAAAUCUGGAUUGAUACAAAGUUUGGAGGAUUUUUUCAGGAUAUUUCAAUUCCUUAUAAAACUAAAGUAGACAAUGCACGUGGAGAGAAUAAGCAAUUUACUACACCAGAAAAGCAGCAACAAAUUCCAUUUGAUAUUUGUGAUAUAUCAGAAAGAGCAGGUGAGGAUUCUGUAGUUAAUACUAUUCAUGAAACACAAGUUAUCAAGUUAUCUACAGGAAACAAUAUACUCCAGAAAGGAAAAUCCAGUCUUCUUGUAUGUGAAGAAGGAGAAAUAGAUAACGAAGUUGUCAUUAAAGAAGUUCCAAAUGUUUUAACACCAAAGAAAGCAAACAGUUUAGAAAGUACCACUAUCAAUUAUGUAGAUGGAAAAACUGGUCAAGUAUCCAAUGAAGUUGUUAAAGUGAUCUCUUGGUCUAAAAUAGUUGAAAAGGAAAUGGUAUCUAAUACAACAUCAUCAUCAAAUGCUACAAGUCCAACUGAUCCAGUAAAGGUAACUAAACAAUUUCAAGCAAAUAACAAGUAUAAUUUCAGGAAAAAUCAAGGAAAAAUAGGCGCUAAAAAUCCUCCUCCUCCUAUCAAAUGA
Papaver somniferum (opium poppy) is the source of this 810-nucleotide messenger RNA. RefSeq lists its product as uncharacterized. The record is from RefSeq and is a predicted model, not a curated record. The transcript has 3 exons. Bases 1 to 810 code for a protein of 269 amino acids. NCBI's taxonomy places the organism in Eukaryota, Viridiplantae, Streptophyta, Magnoliopsida, Ranunculales, Papaveraceae.